GCCGGGCUGCUCUGCCGCUGCCGCUCCGGGCUGGCCCGGGCUGCGCGGACCUGCAGGACUUGGGUACCUGCGGCCUCGGGCCUCGGCGGCCUCGCCUAGGCUGAGGGCACCCUGAGCUGCGGGACCCGGGACUCGGAGGUUCCCUGGGGCAACUGGUAGCUGUUCUCUGUGGUAUCCUAGCUCUUCCCAAACACAUCCUGUUCUUCGCAUAUCCAGUGUGAGGUCCCUCCAGCUAUAAGGUGGGCACCAUGUCUGAGAAGUUUGACUGCCACUACUGCAGGGACCCCUUGCAGGGGAAGAAAUAUGUGGAGAAGGAAGGCCGCCACUGCUGCCUGAAGUGCUUUGACAAGUUCUGCGCCAACACCUGUGUGGAAUGCCGCAAGCCUAUAGGUGCAGACUCCAAGGAGGUGCACUAUAAGAACCGCUACUGGCAUGACACCUGCUUCCGUUGUGUCAAGUGUCUUCACCCCUUGGCCAGCGAGACCUUUGUGUCCAAGGAAGGCAAGAUCUUCUGCAACAAGUGUGCCACUCGGGAGGACUCCCCCAAGUGCAAAGGGUGCUUCAAGGCCAUUGUGGCAGGAGACCAGAACGUGGAGUACAAGGGCACCGUCUGGCACAAAGACUGCUUCAUCUGCAGCAACUGCAAGCAAGUCAUCGGGACCGGAAGCUUCUUCCCUAAAGGGGAGGACUUCUACUGUGUGACUUGCCACGAGACCAAGUUUGCCAAGCAUUGCGUGAAAUGCAACAAGGCCAUCACAUCUGGAGGAAUCACUUACCAGGAUCAGCCCUGGCAUGCCGAGUGCUUUGUGUGUGUUACCUGCUCUAAGAAGCUGGCUGGGCAGCGUUUCACCGCUGUGGAGGACCAGUAUUACUGCGUGGAUUGCUACAAGAACUUUGUGGCCAAGAAGUGUGCUGGAUGCAAGAACCCCAUCACUGGGAAAAGGACUGUGUCAAGAGUGAGCCACCCAGUCUCUAAAGCUAGGAAGCCCCCAGUGUGCCACGGGAAACGCUUGCCUCUCACCCUGUUUCCCAGCGCCAACCUCCGGGGCAGGCAUCCGGGUGGAGAGAGGACUUGUCCCUCGUGGGUGGUGGUUCUUUAUAGAAAAAAUCGAAGCUUAGCAGCUCCUCAUGGCCCGGGUUUGGUAAAGGCUCCAGUGUGGUGGCCUAUGAAGGACAAUCCUGGCACGACUACUGCUUCCACUGCAAAAAAUGCUCCGUGAAUCUGGCCAACAAGCGCUUUGUGUUUCAUAAUGAGCAGGUGUAUUGCCCCGACUGUGCCAAAAAGCUGUAAUUUGACAGGGGCUCCUGUCCUGUAAAAUGGCAUUUGAACCAUGCUUUGUGUCCUUGCUCUCUCUCUGCCCUGUACCAUCCAUAGGGGAAGAGUGGGCUUUCACCUCUUUAAAGUUGCUCCUUCUGUCUUUCCUCCCAUUUUACAGUAUUACUCAGCUAAGGGCACACAGUGAUCAUAUUAGGAUUUAGCAAAGAGCAACCUUGCAGCAAAAAUGUCUGUGUCGCUGCAAUGGAAAAACAAAAACUUAGAUUGACUCUUCUGCAUGUUUCUUAUAGAGCAGAAAAGUACUAACCAUGUAGCCACUUCGUGAUGUAAGCAAGAAGGUGAUAGAGCCCCCACUGAGAUGCCUAUCGGGGCUCAGCUGGGAACCAGUGUGUAAUCACAGACGUGCUAGAGUUGCAGCGGCUGCUCCAACUCCCUGCUCACCCUCUGCCGUGAGCAAGAAAGAACUUGCCAGAAUGCAUGGUUUAACGUCCUCAUCAAAACUCUGCCCUUCUAUUCUUUUGUGCUUUCACAUGACUAACAUGAAUUUCCAGAAAACUAACAUUUUGAACUUAGCUGUAAUUCUCAACUGACCUUUCCCCAUACUAACAUUUGAUUCCCCCCAUGUGGCAUGUUUUCUGAGCGUUCCUAUUUUAAAGCAUGGAACACACAGGUGAUUUAGAAAGUCUAAGCAGAUCUGAGAAAACGAGCCUGUUUCAGAACAUGGUCAUGGUGAAUAUUUCUGGAAACUUAAGAAAACUAACCUUCCUGCCCCUUUUAUUUUUUUUUAAUUAAUGAUAUUUUUGUUUUAACUAAUAGUAAAAUAGUUUAUGGGUUUGGAAACUUGCAUGACAAUAUUUGAGUCUCCUCAGACGUUCCUGCAGUUUUGAGAUUCAUCCUAUAGAAGUAACUAUAAAACUCUAGAGGGGUAGCUGAGCAGUGCAGGGCUGUCAUCAACGGGAAUAUGACAUUUCAAAACCGUGACAGGUUGAAUCCCUUGUAACAUAGUUGUUGUCUGCUCUUUGUCCAUGUGUUCAAAGAAAUUACAAAGUCCCUUUUCUUGUGAUUCUUAGGACUUUUCCUCAAGAGUUUAGCUGGAUCUCUGGGGAUGUGGGGUGCUCACCGUCUUUCAUAGGCGGAACUAAUUUUCCACCUCCUACUUCCCUGAAAUGCAGGAUUACCUACUUAACUGUAUUCUCUGUUGCGAUAUUACAUAUAUAACGAGACAGUAUCAAAGUAAACAUGUAAUGACAAUACAUAUUCAUAUUCUUGUAGAAGUGGUUGUAGACGCUGAUGCCUCAUUUCCACAUAUUGUCAUUAGCUGUUAUCAUCUAACGUUUCAGUGUAUCCUUACAAAAAUAAAGCAGCAUAGAAAGAA
Molecule: messenger RNA, 2651 nt
Organism: Nannospalax galili (Upper Galilee mountains blind mole rat)
Lineage: Eukaryota; Metazoa; Chordata; Mammalia; Rodentia; Spalacidae
Gene: Fhl1
Product: four and a half LIM domains 1
Exons: 8
Coding region: 249-1220 (323 amino acids)
Biological process (GO): muscle organ development
Molecular function (GO): transmembrane transporter binding
Source: RefSeq, a predicted model, not a curated record